AUGGACAUUCUGGAAUUUGUGCAGUGGGUGGGGGGCGACCUCGGGGUGGCGGCGACCGAAACGCUGGUCUCAGACUCCGCCCAGAUCACCCCCACACUCUCGUCUAUCACGGCCCAGACAGCCACGGCCACGAUUCAGUCUGCCCCUCCGUUUGCCGACACUCUGCAGCAAAACCUCGAGUUCUGGCUCAAGCCCGAGUCCAAGUUCACCAUCCACGUGGUCUACAUUGUCAGCUCGUACGCGUCAACGUCGGUCAUCAUGGCCGUCAUCAUGAACCGAAUGUGGGAGUUUGCACAGCGCCGAAGAGCCACGGUGCUGCCGGCUGCCAGCCAGACCAUGGCACGAAGUAUCCCCAUCAUGCUGUCUCUGCCGCACCUGUGGCGACUGUUUAAGGCCUCUGCAACCUGGGGUCCCAGCUGGAUCGGCGCUCUGGCGCGCUACCUGCUGCCGGCAUCUUCGCUCACAAAAGACACCCUGACCGACGCCUACCCAGGUAUGUUCAGGUGCAUCUGCAUCUCCCAGCUCGUCGAGACGUUCGUGUCGCUCAUCCAGGGCCAGGUGCCGUACUCAGAGUCCAACAUGUCUCUGAUAGAGUACUCUCUGUCGUUCCACGAAGCGGCCCAGCUCAAGGAGCCGGUUCCCGAGAUUAUCGUCAUAUGCUUGAUGGGGCUCGUGAGCCACGUAUUUAUUCACCUGCUGGCCAUCUUCAAACUCAACAGAUACAGGCUUAUCCCCUCGGCUCUGGUGGGUCUGUCGUUCCUGGCCUUCUUCCAGGUUCAGGCCAUGAAGGGAAGACUGCUCAACUUCCCGCUGAUUCUGGUGUUGGGUUUCAUGCCCCAGGUCAUCUACACCUACGUCAUCUUCAGCACAGUCGUCAUGGAGGUGGCCACUAUGCUCAUGACAGGCAAAAGGGUGCCCUCCAUUCUGUUUGAACGUGUGUCCCUCUCGCAGGACUUCUACACCUGGUUCGAGGUUGUCAGCAACAACGUUACCAAGUCUGCGUCAAAAAACAGAUACAUUAACGCCGGAUACCUGGAGACGCCUUCCGAGACCUGGAUUGACCAGCAGCUUCGGUUCUUCCGUGAUCCGAACAGAACUCGAGAACUGGGAAGCUCGCCGGGGUACGGCAACCAAGUCUUUAUGCCCCCUGAUGGAGUCAAGCAGUUGAUAGACCAAUACAAUGUGGGUAUUGCCAACCAGCUCAUGGACCGCGUUCGUGUUUACGUUGAGUUUCUGCGCAUCUAUUCCCUCAUGGUCUUUUUUACUCUGAGAGGCAUGCUCCGGUCUAUUUUCCAGUCCAAGGCUCAGCAGCCGCAUACUCAAAGCUUCCACACUUCCGACGGCGAAACGAUAACGAUUCUGUCGGCGUCGUUUGCUGAUGAAUCAGAAGAGGAGGACUACGUGUAUACCGAACCUGUCUACGACGAGGAUGAUAGGGCGUACGAGUUGCACUCGGAUUAUGGAAGUGAGGAAGACGAGGAGUGGGAUGACGAGGUGUACGACGACGAGGGAAUGCAUAGCGACGACGUUUUGGAAGAGCAGAUGAUGGUCUCAGAGACCAUUGCAGAACAGGCCAUUCUUUCUGAAUCGUCUUCUGGAACAGAAACUGAAGAGACUACCAAUACUAGUCGACAGCACAAGAGCCGACUUCGAAAACGUCGCCAGUCAGAACUCCAGACAUUGUACGACCCCUCGGAACUAACAUCCAUCAUCUCCCAGCCUAAUGCAAAGGAGUCCAAGAUUCUGACUGCCCACAUGAACCAACAUCGGCUGACACGGUCCAAGUUUGGUCUGUUGGCUGAAGACGAGGGAACAAAACUCGCCCAGGUGAUUAUGGAGGCGCGACAACGAUAUGAAGGCAUGGAGCGCAAGGACGAACGACGGUACUGUGUUGUUUGUCAGUACGAAGAACGGUCCGUCAUUGUGUGGCCUUGCCGAUGUUUUGCUCUGUGUGGAAUUUGUCGCCAUGAGUUGCAGUGGAAGAACUUCAAGGGAUGUGUGUGUUGUCGGCGGGAUGUUGAGUCUUACUCCAGUGUCUUCCUUCCAUGA
Messenger RNA from Yarrowia lipolytica CLIB122, 2049 nucleotides. RefSeq lists its product as uncharacterized. Lineage: Eukaryota; Fungi; Ascomycota; Dipodascomycetes; Dipodascales. The record is from RefSeq and is a predicted model, not a curated record. Gene Ontology annotation, biological process: protein ubiquitination; ubiquitin-dependent protein catabolic process. Gene Ontology annotation, molecular function: ubiquitin protein ligase activity.